AUCGCGGUUGGGCUUGGGAUGCGAAAUUCGCGUAGAAAUUGAUUGUUAAAGUGAAAAGUUUAUUAGUUAAAGUGUAAACAAACUAAAUUUAUCAAAAUGAUGCGUAGAUUAAUUGCAUGUAAUCGCCUGGGCAGCAGAAACCCAACGUUCAAGCUCAUUGCCUGCUAUUCAACCUCGGGUAAACAGCGCCAGGGCAAAAUCUACGAGUCGGCCAGCGAUGCGGUGGCCGAUGUUAAGGAUGGCUCAAAAAUACUCUUUGGCGGCUUUGGCAUAUGCGGCAUACCCGAAAAGAUGAUCGAUGCCCUCAAGCAGAAGGGCGUCAAGAAUAUUACAGCUGUGUCCAACAAUGGCGGUGUUGACGACUGUGGCUUGGGCGUGCUAAUUAAGCAGAAGCAACUUUCCAAAAUAAUUGGCUCGUAUGUGGGCGAAAAUACUGAUCUGGUGCGUCAGUACCUGGGCGGUGAGCUAGCCGUAGAGUUGACGCCUCAGGGCACCUUGGCGGAGAAGAUACGCGCAGGUGGUGCUGGCAUUCCCGCCUUCUUCACGCCCACUGGCUAUGCAACGCUGGUGCAGCAGGGCGGCGCACCCAUCAAGUAUGACAAAAAUGGAAAGGUGGAUGUUGCCAGCGUAGAAAAACCCGUGCAGUCCUUCAAUGGUCGCAAUUAUGUCAUGGAGGAGUCCAUUUUCGCUGACUUUGCCUUCGUCAAGGCACAAAAAGCUGAUCCGUUAGGCAACCUUGUGUUUAACAAGUCUGCGCGCAACUUCAAUGCGCCCAUGUGCCGUGCCGCAAAGAUUACUGUAGCCGAAGUGGAGGAAAUUGUGCCUGUGGGUGCCCUUUCGCCAGACGAAAUUCACGUGCCUGGCAUUUAUGUCAAGCGCAUCUUCAAGGGCACCAACUACAACAAGCGCGUUGAGCGUUUGCGGAUUACAGAGCCCAAGGAGAACGGCAAACCCGCUGCCGAGCCCACUCCUGCCCAGCUCCUGCGCGAACGGAUCGCUCGUCGUGUGGCACUGGAGUUCCGUGAUGGCAUGUACGCUAAUCUGGGUAUUGGCAUUCCAGUACUCUCAUCCAACUACAUACCGGAGGGCAUGAACGUUAUGUUGCAGUCGGAGAACGGCAUCUUGGGCCUGGGUCCGUUUCCCACCAAGGACAAAGUUGAUCCCGAUUUGAUCAAUGCGGGCAAGGAGAGUGUCACUGUACUGCCAGGCGCUGCUUAUUUUGGCUCGGAUGAGAGCUUUGCCAUGAUUCGUGGCGGACACGUUGACCUGACCAUUUUGGGCGCCAUGGAGGUGUCGGCAACAGGAGAUUUGGCCAACUGGAUGAUACCCGGUAAGCUGGUAAAGGGCAUGGGUGGCGCCAUGGAUCUGGUCGCAGCACCCGGCACCAAAGUAAUUAUUACCAUGGAGCACAAUGCACGCGAUGGCUCACCAAAGAUCCUGGAGAAUUGUUCGCUGCCGCUGACAGGCAAGGAAGUCAUCGAUUUGAUUAUCUCGGAGAAGGCAGUGUUUCAAGUGGAGAAGGGCGUCGGCAUGACAUUGCUGGAAUUUGCCGAGGGCUACACCGUGGAUGACAUAGUAGCCUGCACUGGCGCCAAGUUUACUGUCUCGCCGAAUGUUAAGCAAAUGGCACAAAUUGGUUGCAAUUAGAAGGCUAUUUAGAAAUACUUGUGCGGUACUCAGGUGAUAUAUUUGUGCAUUUAUUGUUAUUGAACGUUAAACAAUAUUCGUUUUUAUUACCAUUAAAGUGUAAAGAUGUUUAUUGAA
Messenger RNA from Drosophila novamexicana, 1764 nucleotides. RefSeq names its product succinyl-CoA:3-ketoacid-coenzyme A transferase, mitochondrial (gene SCOT). The record is from RefSeq and is a predicted model, not a curated record. Gene Ontology annotation, molecular function: succinyl-CoA:3-oxo-acid CoA-transferase activity. The coding region runs from base 97 to 1647 and encodes 516 amino acids. The transcript is spliced from 4 exons. Lineage: Eukaryota; Metazoa; Arthropoda; Insecta; Diptera; Drosophilidae. Gene Ontology annotation, biological process: ketone body catabolic process. Gene Ontology annotation, cellular component: mitochondrion.